This is a messenger RNA of Penicillium manginii, 1005 nucleotides long. RefSeq lists its product as uncharacterized. The record is from RefSeq and is a predicted model, not a curated record. The transcript is spliced from 4 exons. Bases 1 to 1005 code for a protein of 334 amino acids. Lineage: Eukaryota; Fungi; Ascomycota; Eurotiomycetes; Eurotiales; Aspergillaceae.
AUGUCAUCUAGGCUGCUCAAGCACCGCAACCAUAUAGCUAUCUCUGGCAAUGAACCCUUUACACUGCCAGGCUCUUACCUGUCUCUCUCCUGCUACGAAUUCUCUCUCGCGCAUCAGAACUUAAGCAGUUUCACAACUACCAGGGCACCCCUACCAGAUAUAUCAAAGAUUGCAGCUAGCAAGUCGCAAAAGGAGGCUAUCAAUACCAGAUUACUAUGUGCCCGCACGUUAAAAUGGGAGUCCGCUGACUGGAUCUUUGCGAGAAAGGGCGACGAGAUCGAUAGACAUCUCUUCACUCGGGCUACAUGCGAUCUCACUACAACAUUUGUGGAUGUCAAAGUAACCUGCACCGGGGGCUCUUCCUCCAAUUCAGCUAGCAGCAUUUGUACCCUGUCCUCUGUCCGCCGCUCGCCCACCCCUCCGGUAGAUAGUUACUGGACUGUUCUUGACUUAGGCCGUCAAAGCGGUUUCAGCCAAGACGAUACCUCGGCAGUUCGGACUGUCAUCAACGAGCUAUUCCCUACUACUAAAAUGAAUGGUGGUCAGGAACCCAUCAUAUCCUAUCUAAUUAACCCACUUACUGCCGUAGGCGGUUAUCAGGCAAUGACAGUCCAUUUAAUUGGUCGCUCUGUUUUUGAAACAUGUCUAGACCAGAUACUCAAUUUGGUUCUUUAUCUUGGUAUUGAAUCCACGGCAUUUACUGGUUCGUUCAAUGGCUUGGAGUCGAGUUAUCUGCCUAUCACUACGCAGCAAUAUGUUGUCAAGUGUAACCGGGCUUGGCUCGGCGUACUUAUUGCUGCAUCAUUAGGAAUCUUCCUUUUCGCAGCAAUAGGUGUAAUUCUGCGUAUCAUGACGUUCGCCCCAGACGUGCUGGGGUCGGUAUCUGCUGUCUUUCUAAACAACAGAAUAACAGGAGUUACUGGGUCCUCGACAUGGUCUUCCGAUGACUGGGCUAUAUGUCGAAAGGAUGAGAAGCUAUAUUUAGGAGAUGUCGCAUUGCGCUAG